AUGCUCGCUCGUUCUGCCGGCAUUGCCACCGCCAACCUCGCCCGAUCGGCCGCCGUCCCUGUGGCCCGCCGAUCGGUCGCUAACGCCGUCCGCACCUACGCCACCGCCAAGCCUGCCGCUUCCGAGGUCAGCUCCAUCCUUGAGCAGCGCAUCUCUGGCGCCUCCGCCGGCGGUGAUGUUCAGGAGACCGGCCGUGUCCUCACCAUUGGUGACGGUAUCGCCCGUGUCUACGGUCUCCGCAACGUCAUGGCCGAGGAGAUGGUUGAGUUCUCCUCCGGUGUCCGAGGCAUGUGCCUCAACCUCGAGGCCGACAACGUCGGUGUCUCCAUCUUCGGUUCGGACCGUCUCAUCCGUGAAGGUGACACUGUCAAGCGUACCGGCCAGAUUGUCGACGUGCCCACCGGCCCCGGUCUGCUUGGCCGUGUCGUAGACGCUCUUGGUAACCCCAUCGACGGCAAGGGACCCAUCGAGUCCGCCGAGCGCCGCCGUGCCUCGCUCAAGGCUCCCGGUAUUCUGCCCCGUCAGUCCGUUCGCGAGCCCAUGCAGACCGGUAUCAAGCCCAUCGACGCCAUGGUUCCCAUCGGCCGAGGUCAGCGUGAGCUCAUCAUUGGUGACCGUCAGACUGGUAAGACCGCUGUCGCCAUCGACACCAUCCUCAACCAGAAGCGAUGGAACGACGGCCAGGACGAGUCCAAGAAGCUCUACUGUGUCUACGUCGCCGUCGGUCAGAAGCGAUCCACCGUCGCUCAGCUCGUCAAGGUUCUUGAGGAGAACGACGCCAUGAAGUACACCAUCAUUGUGGCCGCCACCGCCUCGGAGGCCGCUCCUCUGCAGUACCUCGCUCCCUUCUCGGGUGCCGCCAUCGGCGAGUGGUUCCGUGACAACGGCAAGCACGCCCUCAUCAUCUACGAUGACUUGUCCAAGCAGGCCGUCGCCUACCGUCAGAUGUCGCUCUUGCUUCGUCGUCCUCCCGGUCGUGAGGCUUACCCCGGUGACGUCUUCUACCUCCACUCGCGUCUGCUCGAGCGUGCCGCCAAGAUGCACGACUCGCACGGUGGUGGAUCGCUCACUGCCCUCCCCGUCAUUGAGACCCAGGGUGGUGAUGUGUCCGCUUUCAUUCCCACCAACGUUAUCUCGAUUACCGACGGUCAGGUCUACCUCGAGUCCGAGCUCUUCUUCAAGGGUAUCCGACCCGCCAUCAACGUCGGUCUUUCGGUGUCGCGUGUCGGUUCCGCCGCUCAGUCCAAGCUGUACAAGUCGGUUUCUGGUUCGCUCAAGCUCUCGCUCGCCCAGUACCGUGAGCUGGCUGCCUUCGCCCAGUUCGGUUCCGAUUUGGACCCCGCUACCCGCGCCACCCUGAACCGUGGUGUCCGUCUGGUUGAGCUGCUCAAGCAGCCCCAGUUCGUGCCCAUGGCCACCGAGAUCCAGAUCCCCAUCAUCUACGCCGGUGUCAACGGUCUGGUCGACGAGAUCCCCGCCGACCGCAUCGUCGAGUGGGAGCAGUCGUUCCGUGAGAAGCUCUCGACCGAGGACGCGCUCCUCUCCGAGAUCUCCAAGGGCAAGCCCAGCGACGAGCUCUUCAGCAAGAUGAAGACCCUCGUCCAGGAGCACGUCAAGAGCUUCCUUGCCUGA
Molecule: messenger RNA, 1632 nt
Organism: Kalmanozyma brasiliensis GHG001
Lineage: Eukaryota; Fungi; Basidiomycota; Ustilaginomycetes; Ustilaginales
Product: ATPase, F1/V1/A1 complex, alpha/beta subunit, nucleotide-binding domain protein
Exons: 2
Coding region: 1-1632 (543 amino acids)
Biological process (GO): proton motive force-driven ATP synthesis; proton transmembrane transport
Molecular function (GO): ATP binding; ADP binding; proton-transporting ATP synthase activity, rotational mechanism
Source: RefSeq, a predicted model, not a curated record